UUCCCCUUGUGUCCGCCAUAUUGGACUCUAACUCUGGUCAGCGGCGGCGCUGGGACUGUGGACUCGCGGUUCCUCCCGCCCAGCGGCCUGCCCCGCAGCUCCCGCCCGCCGCAGCCCUCCCCGCCCCGGAGGCGACUCCGUGCAGCGUCCCCCGGCUGGCCGGAGCGCCCGCCGCCGCCGCCGCCUCAGCCUCCCCGCCCUCCGCCGCCGCCCGUAGCCCCCCGCGCCCGCUCCGCGCCCCUCUCCCCGCCCGCCAUGAGCCCAGCCGACGCCAAACGCGGGGCCAAGCGCCGGAAGAACAAGCGGGGCGGCGGCGGCGGCGGCUCAGGCGGGGGUAACGGCGGCGCGAGCAGCGGCAAGGCCGGCCCGGCGGCGGCGCUGCGCGGCUCCCAGGGCGCGGGCCUGGCGGCCCCGGGCGGCACGGCGGGCCUGGUGGGCGGCGCGGCGGUGGCCAACGGGCCCCUGGGCGCUGGCGCGAGCGCGGGCGGCGCCGCCCCCGGAGGCUACUUCGAGACUCCUUUUAGUUUUGGCAUGAAUCAUAGGACACCACCCUACCCCGCUGGGGAUUAUUGUCUUCUGUGCAGAAGUGAACGUAAAGACUCCUCAUUCUUAGAGAGCGGAAUUAAGACUGCGAGCAAAUUGGCCCUUUCCAUGGCUCCCAAGGGCAACAGCGUGCUGCACCUGCCACUAUGGGUGUGCCCAGACUGCCGCAGGACUGUGGAGAAGGAGGAGAGGCAUGGCAGCCUUGACCAGCCGGUGAGCCAAGAUUUUCUUCUUCAUUCCUCGCUUGGUGGCUCCCAGCCGGAGGCUGGCAGUGGUGGGAGGCUCCCUCUGGGCGCACAGACACUACCUUCGGACACCGCUUGCUCGUGCGAGGCCUGCAGUGAGCGCAGAGAAAUUUCAGCAGAGGCGGACCGGGAACCUCAGCAGCUGCAGAACUACUGGUCAGAAGUGCGCUACACGGUGCGCUGCAUCUACCGCCAGGCAGGGACACCACUGGCAGACGACCAGGACCAGUCUCUGGUGCCUGACAAGGAGGGAGUGAAGGAGCUUGUGGAUAGGCUCUGUGAGAGGGACCCCUACCAGCUGUACCAGCGUCUGGAACAGCAAGCCCGGGAGUAUGUGCUGGAGAUGAAGGUCCGCCUUCUCCGGCAGCUGUCGGCUGCCGCCAAGGUGAAGGCACCAUCUGGCCUGCAGGGCCCACCGCAAGCACACCAGUUCAUCUCCCUCCUGCUUGAGGAGUAUGGCGCCCUCUGCCAGGCUGCACGCUCCAUCAGCACCUUUCUUGGCACUCUGGAAAAUGAACACUUGAAAAAGUUCCAGGUGACGUGGGAACUGCAUAAUAAACACCUGUUUGAAAAUCUGGUCUUUUCGGAGCCACUUCUUCAGAGCAACUUGCCUGCAUUGGUGUCACAGAUCAGGCUAGGAACCACCACACACGACACCUGCAGUGAGGACACAUACAGCACCUUGCUGCAGAGGUACCAGCGCUCUGAGGAGGAGCUGCGCAGAGUCGCUGAGGAGUGGCUGGAGUGCCAGAAGAGGAUCGAUGCCUAUGUGGAUGAGCAGAUGACAAUGAAAACCAAACAGCGCAUGUUAACAGAAGACUGGGAGCUUUUUAAACAAAGACGAUUCAUUGAAGAACAGUUAACCAGUAAGAAAGCAGUUACUGGUGAAAACAACUUCACGGACACCAUGAGGCACAUGUUGUCGUCCCGUCUGAGCAUGCCUGACUGCCCCAACUGCAACUACAGGAGAAGAUGUGCUUGUGAUGACUGCAGCCUCUCACACAUCCUCACUUGUGGUAUCAUGGACCCCCCUGUCACUGACGACAUCCACAUUCACCAGCUCCCACUGCAAGUGGAUCCUGCUCCUGACUACCUUGCUGAGAGGAGCCCGCCCAGCGUGUCGUCUGCAAGCUCAGGGUCGGGCUCUAGCUCUCCCAUCACGAUUCAGCAGCAUCCCCGGCUCAUCCUCACAGAGAGUGGCUCGGCACCAACUUUUUGUAGUGAUGAUGAAGAUGUUGCACCAUUGUCAGCCAAAUUUGCUGAUAUUUAUCCAUUGAGUAAUUAUGAUGAUACCGAGGUCGUGGCCAACAUGAAUGGGAUCCACAGCGAAUUGAAUGGUGGCGGGGAAAACAUGGCCCUGAAGGAUGAGUCUCCUCAGAUAAGCAGUACCAGUAGUAGUUCCUCAGAAGCUGAGGAUGAAGAAGCAGACGGCGAGAGUAGUGGGGAGCCCCCAGGGGCCCCAAAGGAAGAUGUAGUGUUGGGAAGCAGGAACCCCAGGACAGAGGAGAGCAAAGUGGACAGUCCACCUCCGUCCUACCCAACACAGCAGGCUGAACAAGCUCCAAACACUUGUGAAUGUCAUGUUUGUAAACAAGAAGCUUCUGGACUGACACCAUCUGCAAUGACAGCCGGAGCCCUUCCUCCAGGCCAUCAGUUCAUGAGUCCAGAGAAGCCCACACACCCUGCACUGCACCUUUACCCCCACAUCCAUGGACAUGUGCCUUUGCACACUGUUCCACACCUGCCACGCCCUCUCAUCCACCCUACCUUGUAUGCAACACCCCCCUUCACACACAGUAAGGCUUUACCGCCAGCACCUGUUCAGAAUCACACAAAUAAGCAUCAGGUAUUCAAUGCAUCUCUUCAAGACCAUAUUUAUCCGAGCUGUUUUGGGAAUACUCCAGAGUGGAAUAGUUCUAAAUUUAUAAGUCUUUGGGGAUCAGAAGUGAUGAAUGAUAAGAACUGGAAUUCUGGCACUUUCUUGCCAGAUACAAUUUCUGGGAGUGAAAUAUUAGGGCCAACACUCUCAGACACAAGACCUGAAGCCCUUCCACCUCCAUCUAGCAGUGAAACACCUGCAGUUUCGGAUAGUAAAGAGAAAAAGAAUGCUGCAAAAAAGAAAUGUUUAUACAAUUUCCAAGAUGCUUUUAUGGAAGCAAAUAAAGUUGUCAUGGCCACUUCAUCAGCCACGUCCUCCGUGUCCUGCACAGCUACCACAGUACAGUCCAGCAACAGCCAGUUCAGAGUGUCAUCCAAGAGACCUCCUUCAGUAGGUGACGUGUUUCAUGGCAUCAACAAGGAGGAUCAUAGACACUCGGCCCCAGCUGCCCCAAGGAACAGCCCCACGGGCUUGGCCCCCCUCCCAGCACUCUCGCCUGCUGCGCUCUCACCUGCCUCUACACCUCACCUUGCAAAUCUUGCUGCCCCCUCAUUCCCCAAAACAGCAACCACAACUCCUGGGUUUGUGGACACACGCAAGAGUUUCUGUCCUGCACCCCUGCCCCCGACCACAGACGGCUCCAUUAGUGCCCCUCCAAGUGUCUGCAGUGAUCCCGACUGCGAAGGGCACCGCUGCGAGAAUGGUGUCUAUGACCCACAGCAGGAUGAUGGGGACGAGAGUGCAGAUGAGGACAGCUGCUCUGAGCACAGCUCCAGCACCUCGACCUCCACCAACCAGAAGGAGGGCAAGUACUGCGACUGCUGCUACUGCGAAUUCUUUGGGCACGGCGGGCCUCCAGCUGCACCAACAAGUAGAAAUUAUGCAGAAAUGAGGGAAAAGCUUCGCUUACGGCUGACCAAGAGGAAAGAAGAGCAACCUAAGAAAAUGGAUCAGAUCUCGGAAAGGGAAAGCGUUGUGGACCAUCGGAGGGUGGAGGAUUUGUUGCAGUUUAUAAACAGCUCUGAGACCAAACCAGUGAGCAGUACGCGUGCAGCCAAGCGAGCAAGACAUAAGCAGAGGAAGCUGGAGGAGAAAGCUCGCCUGGAAGCAGAGGCCAGGGCCCGGGAGCACGUGCACCUCCAGGAGGAGCAGAGGCGGCGGGAGGAGGAAGAAGAGGAGGAACGUUUCAAGGAGGAAUUUCAGCGGCUUCAGGAGCUUCAGAAGCUAAGAGCUGUAAAAAAGAAGAAGAAGGAGAGGCCAAGUAAAGACUGCCCCAAGUUGGACAUGCUCGGUAGAAAUUUCCAGGCAGCAGCAGAGUCUGUCGCUAACUCCGAAAACAUCCACAAUUGCUCACUAGAGCAAACUGAAGAACCAGAAACCUCUUCUCACUUUCCAUCUAGACAUAUGAACCACUCAGAGCCAAGGCCAGGGCUGGGGGCUGAUGGGGAUUCUGCAGACCUCGCUGACACCAGAGACUCGAAAUUUCUCCUCCCCAAGGAGGUGAAUGGGAAGCAGCAUGAGCCACUCUCUUUUCUCUUCGACAUCAUGCAGCACCAUAAAGAGGGAAAUGGUAAGCAGAAACUGAGGCAGACCAGCAAGGCCAGCAGCGAGCCAGCGAGGAGGCCCCCAGAGCCCCCCAAGGCCACAGAGGGGCAGCCCAAGCCCCGGGCCCAGACUGAGUCAAAGGCUAAGUUGGUCGACCCCAUAUCCGUCACAGAGCAGAAAAGAGAGGAGAGAAAAGUCAACAGUAAUAACAAUAACAAAAAGCAGCUGAACCACAUCAAGGAAGAAAAGUCAAACCCAACCCCUAUGGAGCCCAUCGCUCCCAGUGAGCAUCAGCAGAACAACAAGCUGGUGCUGGCAGAUUCCCCUCAGCCAAAGGGCAAGAACAAGAAAAGUAAGAAGAAGAAAGGAGACAGAGUCAACAAUUCAAUUGAUGAUGUCUUUCUACCUAAAGAUAUUGACCUAGACAGUGUGGAUAUGGAUGAGACAGAGAGGGAAGUGGAAUAUUUCAAAAGGUUCUGCUUGGAUUCUGCUAGACAGACCCGACAAAGACUGUCUAUCAACUGGUCCAAUUUUAGCUUGAAAAAAGCCACCUUUGCUGCCCACUGAAUGAGGACUGCCUGAAGAGGGACGCGCAAGAGGUGGGCCAGGCUGCGCCACCCCAAGAGCCAAGCCCCUCGCCAGCACCCCAGAGCCGUGGUGCUUGCCAAGGGCUGUGCGGAGCCGGUGCUGCCUGAGACCCCAGACCGAGAAGUUGAUGCUCGGCCCACGCUGUUAGCUUGUGUGCGUGUAGUCUGUGCGUGAGACUCCUUCGAUUGUAGCUCUGUGCUGUCGGAUUGGAACAGUAGUUCCCGCCAAGUCCUCCCACCACUGCGGCCUCAGAGGCCUGGGCCGUGGCCAGAUAGGAGUUUGCAUCAUCCACGUGGCUCCGUUGCCUCUGCAUUGCACCCUGUCCUGUCAUCUGUCCUCACUGGGGUACUGGCCGUCACUCAGCUCUCCUGUGCCCCUGCGUCCCACCCUAGGCGGGCUGGGCGGGGCAGGCCUCCUUCGUUCUCCACAAUCUACUGUCUCUGAGUGUACACGUUGCGCUGUUUGUGUUUGAUCCCCCCUGACUUGUAGCCAGCUUGUGUAAGAUCCCUUGCAGAAUGAGAAAGUUAAAAACAAGAAACCCACCCAGUACUCACACCAUCAAGUCUGUUAUAGAGUGUACGACUGUAUUAACACGGAGGCCUGCCUGGCUACUUUUUUAACAUAUUGUUAAGUAAUAUUAAAAUCAUGUCUUUCUUUUUGAAAGAUGGAAUACAUUAGUA
Molecule: messenger RNA, 5480 nt
Organism: Cebus imitator (Panamanian white-faced capuchin)
Lineage: Eukaryota; Metazoa; Chordata; Mammalia; Primates; Cebidae
Gene: FAM193A
Product: family with sequence similarity 193 member A
Exons: 21
Coding region: 256-4779 (1507 amino acids)
Source: RefSeq, a predicted model, not a curated record